Molecule: messenger RNA, 3621 nt
Organism: Acanthosepion pharaonis
Lineage: Eukaryota; Metazoa; Mollusca; Cephalopoda; Sepiida; Sepiidae
Source: the annotation of a GenBank genome assembly
AUGGUUACAUGGUCAUUAGAAGACAACUCUAAUUCAGUCAGAGUCAUUCCUUUUUCUUCUUUAUCUCUUUUUGUGACUUUCCUUUCUCUUUGCUAUCUUUUUCCUUUCUACCUUUUCCUCCCCUUUCCUUGCUAUCUCUUUCUUCUCUUUCGUUUCUUUCUUGUUUUUUUCUUCCUCUUUCCUUGCUAUCUCUUUCUCCUCUUUCCUUUCUUUGCUAUUUCUUUCUCCUCUUUCCUUGCUAUCUCUUUCUUCUCUUUCCUUUCUUUCUUGUUUUUUUUCUUCCUCUUUCCUUGCUAUCUCUUUCUCCUCUUUCCUUUCUUUGCUAUUUCUUUCUCCUCUUUCCUUGCUAUCUCUUUCUUCUCUUUCCUUUCUUUCUUGUUUUUUCUUCCUCUUUCCUUGCUAUCUCUUUCUCCUCUUUCCUUUCUUUGCUAUUUCUUUCUCCUCUUUCCUUGCUAUCUCUUUCUUCUCUUUCCUUUCUUUCUUGUUUUUUUCUUCCUCUUUCCUUGCUAUCUCUUUUCCUCUUUCCUUUCUUUUGCUUUUUUUCUUCCUCUUUCCUUGCUAUCUCUUUCUUCUCUUUCUUCUCUUUCUUAUUUUUUUCUUCCUCUUUCCUUGCUAUCUCUUUCUCCUCUUUCCUUUCUUUGCUAUUUUUUUCUUCCUCUUUCCUUGCUAUCUCUUUCUUCUCUUUCCCUUUCUUUCUUGUUUUUUUUUCUUCCUCUUUCCUUGCUAUCUCUUUCUCCUCUUUCCUUUCUUUGCUAUUUCUUUCUCCUCUUUCCUUGCUAUCUCUUUUCUUCUCUUUCCUUUCUUUCUUGUUUUUUUUCUGCCUCUUUCCUUGCUAUCUCUUUCUGCUCUUUCCUUUCUUUGCUAUUUCUUUCUCCUCUUUCCUUGCUAUCUCUUUCUUCUCUUUCCUUUCUUUCUUGUUUUUUUCUUCCUCUUUCCUUGCUAUCUCUUUCUGCUCUUUCCUUUCUUUGCUAUUUCUUUCUCCUCUUUCCUUGCUAUCUCUUUCUUCUCUUUCCUUUCUUUUUUUUUUUUUUCCUCUUUUCCUUGCUAUCUCUUUCUGCUCUUUCCUUUUUUUGCUAUUUCUUUCUCCUCUUUCCUUGCUAUCUCUUUCUUCUCUUUCCUUUCUUUCUUGUUUUUUUUCUUCCUCUUUCCUUGCUAUCUCUUUCUGCUCUUUCCUUUCUUUCUUAUUUUUUUCUCCUCUUUCCUUGCUAUCUCUUUCUUCUCUUUCCUUUUUUUUCUUGUUUUUUCUGCCUCUUUCCUUGCUAUCUCUUUCUUCUCUUUCCUUUCUUUGCUAUUUUUUUCUCCUCUUUCCUUGCUAUCUCUUUCUUCUCUUUCCUUUCUUUCUUUUUUUUUCUGCCUCUUUCCUUGCUAUCUCUUUCUGCUCUUUCCUUUCUUUUGCUAUUUCUUUCUCCUCUUUCCUUUUCCUUCUUCUCUUUCCUUUCUUUCUAUUUCUUUCUUUCUUUCCUUGUUUUUUCUUCCUCUUUCCUUUCCUUUCUUUCUUUUUCUCCUCUUUCCUUUCUAUCUCAUUCUUCUCUUUCCUUUCUUUCUUGUUUUUUCUUGCCUCUUUCCUUUAUCUCUUUCUCCUCUUUCCUUUUUUUUUAUUUUUUUCUCCUCUUUCCUUGCUAUCUCUUUCUUCUCUUUCCUUUCUUUCUUGUUUUUUCUUCCUCUUUCCUUGCUAUCUCUUUUCUGCUCUUUCCUUUCUUUCUAUUUCUUUCUCCUCUUUUCCUUGCUAUCUCUUUCUUCUCUUUCCUUUCUUUCUUGUUUUUUUCCUCCUCUUUCCUUUCUAUCUCAUUCUUCUCUUUCCUUUCUUUCUUGUUUUUUUCUGCCUCUUUCCUUGCUAUCUCUUUCUGCUCUUUCCUUUCUUUGCUAUUUCUUUCUCCUCUUUCCUUGCUAUCUCUUUCUUCUCUUUCCUUUCUUUCUUGUUUUUUUCUGCCUCUUUCCUUGCUAUCUCUUUCUGCUCUUUCCUUUCUUUGCUAUUUCUUUCUCCUCUUUCCUUGCUAUCUCUUUCUUCUCUUUCCUUUCUUUGCUAUUUCUUUCUCCUCUUUCCUUGCUAUCUCAUUCUUCUCUUUCCUUUCUUUCUUGUUUUUUCCCUCCUCUUUCCUGGCUAUCUCUUUCUCCUCUUUCCUUUCUUUGCUAUUUCUUUCUCCUCUUUCCUUGCUAUCUCUUUCUUCUCUUUCCUUUCUUUGCUAUUUCUUUCUCCUCUUUCCUUGCUAUCUCAUUCUUCUCUUUCCUUUCUUUCUUGUUUUUUUCCUCCUCUUUCCUUGCUAUCUCUUUCUUCUCUUUCCUUUCUUUCUUGUCUUUUUCUUCCUCUUUCCUUGCUAUCUCUUUCUCCUCUUUCCUUUCUUUGCUAUUUCUUUCUCCUCUUUCCUUGCUAUCUCAUUCUUCUCUUUCCUUUCUUUCUUGUUUUUUCUUCCUCUUUCCUUGCUAUCUCUUUCUCCUCUUUCCUUUCUUUGCUAUUUCUUUCUCCUCUUUCCUUGCUAUCUCUUUUUUCUCUUUCCUUUCUUUCUUGUCUUUUUCUUCCUCUUUCCUUGCUAUUUCUUUCUCCUCUUUCCUUGCUAUCUCUUUCUUCUCUUUCCUUUCUUUCUUGUUUUUUUCUUCCUCUUUCCUUGCUAUCUCUUUCUCCUCUUUCCUUUCUUUGCUAUUUCUUUCUCCUCUUUCCUUGCUAUCUCUUUCUUCUCUUUCCUUUCUUUCUUGUUUUUUUCUUCCUCUUUCCUUGCUAUCUCUUUCUCCUCUUUUCUUUCUUUGCUAUUUCUUUCUCCUCUUUCCUUGCUAUCUCAUUCUUCUCUUUCCUUUCUUUCUUGUUUUUUUCUUCCUCUUUCCUUGCUAUCUCUUUCUCCUCUUUCCUAUUUCUUUCUCCUCUUUCCUUGCUAUCUCAUUCUUCUCUUUCCUUUCUUUCUUGUUUUUUUCUUCCUCUUUCCUUUCUAUCUCUUUUUGCUCUUUCCUUUCUUUGCUAUUUCUUUCUCCCCUUUCCUUGCUAUCUCAUUCUUCUCUUUCCUUUCUUUCUUGUUUUUUUCUUCCUGUUUCCUUGCUAUCUCUUUCUCCUCUUUCCUUUCUUUGCUAUUUCUUUCUCCUCUUUCCUUGCUAUCUCUUUCUCCUCUUUCCUUUCUUUCUUGUUUUUUUCUUCCUCUUUCCUUGCUAUCUCUUUCUCCUCUUUCCUUUCUUUGCUAUUUCUUUCUCCUCUUUCCUUGCUAUCUCUUUCUGCUCUUUCCUUUCUUUCUUGUUUUUUUCUGCCUCUUUCCUUGCUAUCUCUUUCUCCUCUUUCCUUUCUUUGCUAUUUCUUUCUCCUCUUUCCUUGCUAUCUCUUUCUCCUCUUUCCUUUCUUUCUUGUUUUUUUCUUCCUCUUUCCUUGCUAUCUCUUCCUCCUCUUUCCUUUCUUUGCUAUUUCUUUCUCCUCUUUCCUUGCUAUCUCUUUCUCCUCUUUCUUGUCUUUUUCCUCCUCUUUCCUUUCUUUCCUAUCUUUUUCUUCCUCUUUCCUAUUUGUACUUUCUUUUUCCUCCUCUUUCCUCUGUUUUACUUUUUUUCCCUUUCUUAGUAAAUUCUUCCUUAUUUUUUCUCUUCCGAGAAAGAAAAAAAACCCAUAAAAACAAAUACAAGUUCAUAUUUUUACAUCUCAACAGAGAGUAA